UCGCGUUGGUCAUCGUCCUGUCGUGCUAGCUCUGCCGGAGCGCCCCGCCGCCCGCGCGGCCUCUGCCUGCGCCCCCGCCGUGCCCUUCCGUCAGCCCGGCCAGCUCAGCCGCUCCCGGAACCCGUGCCGCGCCGCCCUCUGCUCGUCCCCGACCAUGCUAUCUCUCCAGUACCCCGACGUGUACCGCGAUGAGACCGCGGUACAGGAUUAUUACGGAAAUAAAAUUUGUGACCCCUAUGCUUGGCUGGAAGACCCGGACAGCGAGCAGACAAAGGCUUUCGUGGAGGCCCAGAACAAAAUUACCGUGCCGUUUCUUGAGCAGUGCCCUAUCAGGGGUUUAUACAAAGAGAGGAUGACGGAGCUGUAUGACUAUCCCAAGUAUAGUUGCCACUUCAAGAAAGGAAAACGGUAUUUUUAUUUUUACAACACAGGUUUGCAGAACCAACGAGUAUUAUAUGUACAAGAUUCCUUAGAGGGCGAGGCCAGAGUGUUCCUGGACCCCAACGUACUCUCUGAGGAUGGCACGGUGGCGCUCCGAGGUUAUGCAUUCAGUGAAGAUGGGGAAUACUUUGCCUAUGGUCUGAGUGCCAGUGGCUCAGACUGGGUGACAAUCAAGUUCAUGAAAGUUGAUGGUGCCAAAGAGCUUCCAGAUGUGCUUGAAAGAGUCAAGUUCAGCUGUAUGGCCUGGACGCAUGAUGGGAAGGGAAUGUUCUACAACUCAUACCCUCAGCAGGAUGGAAAAAGCGAUGGCACAGAGACAUCCACCAACCUCCACCAAAAGCUCUGCUACCAUGUCUUGGGGACUGAUCAGUCUGAAGAUAUUUUGUGUGCUGAGUUUCCUGAUGAACCUAAAUGGAUGGGUGGAGCUGAGUUAUCUGAUGAUGGCCGCUAUGUCUUGUUAUCAAUAAGGGAGGGAUGUGAUCCCGUAAACAGACUCUGGUACUGUGACCUACAGCAGGAACCCAAUGGCAUCACUGGAAUCCUGAAGUGGGUAAAACUGAUCGACAACUUUGAAGGAGAGUACGACUACGUGACCAACGAGGGGACGGUGUUCACAUUCAAGACAAAUCGCCACUCUCCCAACUAUCGUCUGAUCAACAUUGACUUCACGGAUCCUGACGAGUCUAAGUGGAAGGUGCUUGUUCCUGAGCACGAGAAAGAUGUCUUAGAAUGGGUAGCUUGCGUCAGGUCCAACUUCUUGGUCUUGUGCUACCUCCAUGAUGUGAAGAACAUUCUGCAGCUUCACGACCUGGCGACUGGUGCUUUGCUCAAGACCUUCCCCCUCGAGGUCGGCAGCGUCGUGGGGUACAGCGGUCAGAAGAAGGACACCGAAAUCUUCUACCAGUUUACUUCCUUUUUGUCUCCAGGUAUCAUUUAUCACUGUGAUCUUACCAAAGAGGAACUGGAGCCAAGAGUUUUUCGAGAAGUAACUGUGAAAGGCAUUGAUGCUUCUGAUUACCAGACAAUCCAGAUUUUCUACCCCAGCAGGGAUGGUACAAAGAUCCCAAUGUUCAUUGUACAUAAAAAAGGCAUAAAGUUGGACGGUUCUCAUCCUGCUUUCUUAUAUGGCUACGGUGGCUUCAACAUAUCCAUCACACCCAACUACAGUGUUUCUAGGCUUAUUUUUGUGAGACACAUGGGCGGUGUCCUGGCAGUGGCCAACAUCCGAGGAGGUGGUGAAUAUGGGGAGACGUGGCAUAAAGGUGGUAUCUUGGCCAACAAGCAAAACUGCUUUGAUGAUUUUCAGUGUGCUGCCGAGUAUCUCAUCAAGGAAGGUUACACAUCUCCCAGGAGGCUGACUAUAAACGGAGGUUCAAACGGAGGCCUCUUAGUGGCUGCUUGUGCAAAUCAGCGUCCUGACCUCUUUGGUUGUGUCAUUGCCCAAGUUGGAGUAAUGGACAUGUUAAAGUUCCACAAAUACACCAUCGGUCAUGCCUGGACCACCGAUUAUGGGUGCUCGGACAACAAAGAACACUUUGAAUGGCUUAUCAAAUACUCCCCGCUGCACAACGUGAAGCUACCGGAGGCCGAUGACGUCCAGUACCCAUCCAUGCUGCUCCUCACUGCCGACCAUGAUGACCGCGUGGUCCCGCUUCACUCCCUCAAGUUCAUUGCCACUCUUCAAUACAUCGUGGGCCGCAGCAGGAAGCAAAGCAACCCCCUGCUCAUCCACGUGGACACCAAGGCCGGCCACGGGGCAGGGAAGCCCACUGCCAAGGUGAUAGAAGAGGUCUCGGACAUGUUCGCGUUCAUAGCGCGGUGCCUGAACAUAGACUGGAUCCCAUAAGCGGAGUCUCCUGCUCCCUUCUGAUACUACAGACAACCUCAAGGGCUUCUCACACCAUUCACAGAGAAACCUCCCGGUGUGAUGCUUCCCCACGGGAACGCUGUUCCUGCAGACUCUAGUUGAUCAGAACUGCCGUGGGAAUUUUACCUUUUUUAGGCUUCUCCUUUUUAGCAAGCCCUUGAUGUUUCUUUUUCCAUCCUUUCCAGACACAUUUUUUUUUUAAAAGGCAUGUUUGGAUAAAUAGCUAAAUGGCAGCAAACAUGUUGUGAAUAUUAGAUUACAGAAUUAAGAGACGAACUCGGGCAUCCUUCAUAUAUAGCACCUUGAUGAAAUCUGCUUCUAUAACCAUAACCUAUAUAUCUUUAAAUCAGUGUGGGAAACGUUCUCAUGAAGAAGACUUCUU
Molecule: messenger RNA, 2690 nt
Organism: Otolemur garnettii (small-eared galago)
Lineage: Eukaryota; Metazoa; Chordata; Mammalia; Primates; Galagidae
Gene: PREP
Product: prolyl endopeptidase
Exons: 15
Coding region: 155-2287 (710 amino acids)
Biological process (GO): proteolysis
Cellular component (GO): cytosol
Molecular function (GO): serine-type endopeptidase activity; oligopeptidase activity
Source: RefSeq, a predicted model, not a curated record